Porites evermanni is the source of this 2054-nucleotide messenger RNA. The record is from the annotation of a GenBank genome assembly. Lineage: Eukaryota; Metazoa; Cnidaria; Anthozoa; Scleractinia; Poritidae.
AUGGCAAUGGCCGUAGCAGCUGCAGUGACUCUCAGUUAUCGGCGUUCUCGCACCUCGUCGCGUGAUUGGUCGAUUGCCAACUCAGUGCCGGUCGCCGUGGACAAGUUAUCAACGCCGAUCACCAUCAACAUUGGCGGCAAAAAAUACGAAACGUAUGAGAAUACGCUGAACCAGUUUCCCAACACCCUACUUGGAAAUCCUGAAAAACGCAAACGAUACUUUGAUGAGAAGAAGAACGAGUACUUUUUCGAUCGUCAUCGCGGUGCCUUCACUGCUAUUCUGUAUUAUUACCAAUCUGGGGGAUUGAUAGAGCGGCCUCUUCACGUGCCCAUGAAUAUUUUCGUCGAGGAACUGAAUUUCUUUCAGUUAACCGAUGAAAUACAAAAGCAAAACGAAGAAGCUGCUCUCGCCGAAGAAGAAGAAAAUGGCGAGGAUGAGGAGGAGGAAGGGGAGGCUGAGGAACUUCCUAAGAAUAAAACCCUGCGGAAGAUUUGGCUGUUGUUUGAGUUCCCGAGUUCGUCUCUUUCUGCAAAGUGCCUUGCUAUUUUCUCGUUAGCGAUUAUCUUGCUUUCCAUCUUAAUAUUCUGCAUUGAGACGUUGCCGGUCUUGAAGGAUUUCUCCCACGUGUUUUUCAUACUGAACGCAGUCUGCAGCUCGUGGUUCACUUUCGAAUACGUGAUUCGUUUAAUAGCUUCUCCGAACAAGAUUAAAUUCCUCAAAGGGGUUCUAAACAUCCUGGACCUUCUUUCAAUUCUCCCGUUUUACGUCACACUCAGCGUGGCCAAGAAAUCUGCGCAGAGCAUCAGUAUUCUCCGUGUCAUGAGGGUGAUACGUGUCUGUCGGAUCUUCAAACUGACACGUCACUCCAAAGGCUUGCAUAUCUUGGGUAACACGCUGUACGCGAGUAUUAAUGAGCUCAUCAUGUUGAUGUUGUUCUUAGUCAUUGGCGUCGUGCUUUUCGCGAGCGGUGCGUAUUACGCCGAGGAGGCAUCGAAUCCGAAGUUCAAAAGCAUACCGGCAGCGUUCUGGUGGGCUGUCGUUACUAUGACAACCGUUGGGUAUGGUGACGUUUAUCCAAUCACUACCGUUGGUAAGUUGAGUAAUUUGUUAGAGAGUGGAGGAACGUUCCAGGGAACCCAUCAGCUAAGGCUUAUUUCCGUCAAGAGCCCCUAGAAGCCCAUUCCUGGACUCCUGCUCCCUUGAAAAUCGUGCGUCCUGCGUUUGUUAGUAUGAAGGAUAAAAAAGUGUUGCCACAGCCCUCUUUUCCGACAUCCAUUUCCGGCAUCCACUUCUGAUUAUAUCACUGAAAACCUACCUUUCUCCACCACCGCACACCAUAUAACCCACUUCAAAAAGGUGCCAUCGAGGGUUAUCCCUUCUAAUGUCUAAUGCAAAUAAGAAUUCUUCACCGUUGAGAAAAGUUGAUUUCAGCCCUGGCUAAUGAAAACUGAAGCUGAAUAAAAUUAUUGGUAACCAAGCUGUUCCGAUAUUUUCCUGCAUGAUCAUAAACCAUGCAAAGAUAACUUUCUUUUAGAAGUAACAGAAUCUGGAGAGCGUGAAUCUUUGUUUUAUUUUGUUACCGACUUACAAACUGCACUAUAUUUUCAGGUAAAUUAGUGGGAACCCUGUGCGCCAUAUCUGGCGUGCUCGCCAUUGCUCUCCCUGUGCCCGUCAUCGUCUCCAACUUUGAAUAUUACUACAAACUGGAAUUAAGUAAAAGGCAGGAUGCUAAAAAUGCAAGUGCAGUCACGUAUCAGAAUCUCGAAAACCUUGUGCUUAAAUCACCCAUGAUGGAACGAAAAGUGGCUAAGGAGGUGAACGAAAUCGGUUCGCCUCUGAACGUGCAUCAGGGAAAGCUGGAUGUACCUCAUGGUCUUCACUCGACCUCUUUGACGGGGCAUCGAAAUGCAAACGGGGCCAUGAAAAUUGGGCAUGACACUAUAAUAGAAGCGGAUGAAUUAAGCUUCUCUAGUGGCGGAGGUUCUAAGCCAACGACUCCAAAAUCUCGAAGGAAACAUCACCCUGGCCAUCCCCCAUCUGAAACUAUCUUGUAA